Molecule: messenger RNA, 1757 nt
Organism: Raphanus sativus (radish)
Lineage: Eukaryota; Viridiplantae; Streptophyta; Magnoliopsida; Brassicales; Brassicaceae
Product: probable protein phosphatase 2C 64
Exons: 5
Coding region: 411-1547 (378 amino acids)
Biological process (GO): protein dephosphorylation
Molecular function (GO): protein serine/threonine phosphatase activity; cation binding
Source: RefSeq, a predicted model, not a curated record
GAGAAGAGAGGUGAAAACAAAAAACAAAAAACACAAGACACAAAAAUGAGUGAGAGACCUGACCAAAUCUAUCAGAGCUUAACUGUUUCUUCCUAGUUGCUAGAGCAAAGAGACCAUUCUCUUUUCAACUUUAGUUAAUAUAUAGUAUACUACUAGUAGUAUUUGGUUAAUUGGUCUUCUUCUUUUUUUUUUUCUGGCUUCGAUUACUUGAUUUAUUUUAGUUUAUAUAUUAAAAAAAUCAAAACUAUAUAUGCUUGGUUGAUCCUCCGUAGAUCUACAAGUCAAAAUCUCAACGCCCACAUCAUCCCUCUCCUCCUGAUUCCAUCUUGCAAGCAAAGCAGCUAUUGAGAUUGUGUUGCAAAGUUCUUAUGUUGUGCUGCGAAUAUAUUACUCGAAUGAGAUGAGGAGGGAUGCUAUCUGCCUUGAUGAACUUCCUCAAUGCCUGUCUCUGGCCACACUCCGAUUCAGCCUCAGAUUCUUGCGGCCGUCAAGAGGGGCUCUUGUGGUACAGAGACUCAGGUCAUCACGUCUUUGGUGACUUCUCCAUGGCUGUCGUCCAAGCCAACAGCUUGCUCGAGGACCAGAGCCAGCUCGAGUCUGGCCCUCUUAGCUCCCACCACCACUCUAGUGGUCCUUACGGCACCUUCCUUGGCGUCUACGAUGGCCACGGCGGCCCUGAGACUUCCCGCUUCAUCAAUGAUCAUAUCUUCCACCAUCUCAAGAGAUUUGCUGGGGAGCAACAGUGUAUGUCACAGGAAGUGAUAAAGAAAGCCUUCCAAGCGACUGAAGAAGGGUUCCUAUCCAUAGUCACCAACCAGUUCCAAACGAGGCCUCAGAUAGCCACCGUUGGCUCAUGCUGCCUCGUAUGCGUCAUCUGCGACGGGACGCUCUACGUGGCCAACGCUGGGGACUCGCGUGCCGUGCUGGGACAGGUCACGAAGGCAACGGGAGAUGUUCACGCCACUCAGCUCUCGGCCGAGCAUAACGCGUCUAUAGAGUCAGUGCGAAGGGAGCUUCAGGCCCUGCACCCGGACCAUCCGGAUAUAGUGGUUCAGAGGCAUAAUGUUUGGAGAGUAAAAGGAAUCAUUCAGGUUUCAAGAUCAAUUGGGGAUGUGUAUUUGAAACGGUCGGAGUUCAACAAGGAACCGCUGUACGCGAAGUUCAGGCUGAGGGCACCGUUCAGCAGGCCGUUGCUGAGUGCAGAGCCGUCGGUGACGGUGCAUAGGCUGGAGGAGGAGGACAAGUUUAUAAUAUGUGCGUCAGAUGGACUGUGGGAACAUAUGAGUAACCAAGAAGCAGUAGAGAUGGUGCAGAACCAUCCGCGUAACGGGAUAGCAAAGAGGCUGGUGAAAGUGGCGUUACAAGAAGCGGCAAAGAAGAGAGAGAUGAGAUACUCAGACCUGAAAAAGAUUGAGAGAGGGGUGCGAAGGCAUUUCCACGAUGACAUAACAGUGAUUGUUGUGUUCUUGGAUGCAAAGACUAGUGAGUUGAGAGGACCGGUGGUGUCGGUGAGAGGCGCGGGUGUUAACAUUCCUAAGAAAGCAUAGGCGCGCCUAGCACCACCAGGACUACUCAAGCUGCUGCUGCUUCUGAGUCCAACGUUCCAUGAUGCUCAAAGAGAAAGAUGUGCAGUGUGUAACUAAUGAAUGAAUUUAUUGUGAUUGAAUAUGAAGUUGGUAGUUUUGUUUCCUUUUGUUAGUUUGGGGUGGAUGACUGGAGAAAGAAAGAAAGAAAACAGAAUUAUUUAUUCCUUUUGA